ACUCUAUAUUCCAGUAAAGAUAUGAUCUUAAAAAAUACGAGUAUAAAUAUUUUUAGGUAUACUUGUUAUUAAAAGAAUAAAAUUACUAAACUUGUGUGAACAUAAGCUUAUGGGAGAAAAAUCAAUAAAAUAAGUAGGUUUCUCUUUAUAAAUGUGCGAAUGAAUAAAAUUUUGCCUGACCAACUCAGCGAAGAAGAAAAAUAUCAUAUACACAAACUUUAUACUCUAUUAUAAAUAUUAUGACUCUAUUAUUUGACUUAUGUAAAGUACAAUUAACAAAGAAGGAAAAGAUAUUAAUAUUAUAAACAAAGUGUUUUAUAUCACGCGAUCAUUUUUAAUUAUAUGUCAAGAGGAAAAAUACUGUCAAUUUUCUGAGUAAAGUACCUUACCAGAUUUUAAAAUAAUCUUUUAAACAGAAGUAGGUGAAACUCAUUUGAAAAAGGUUUUUAAAAAUCAAAUUGCUUGUUUUUUAUUUGUUGCUUUGGUAAAAAUAAAUAGAUAUAUUCAGAGUCAGAAUGCAAUAACUUUAUUUGCGCGCUGACGCACGAACUAAUAUCAGUCAAGUUACAGCAGCGGCCUAGUGACUUUCACUGCUAAAUGACUGGUAUUUAAGCGUGCGAUCAUGAGCAAAUCAAGUUAAAGAAUUCGGGACUGAGAAGCUCGUAUUAAUUUAUAAUUACAAAUCACUUUGUGAAAAUAUUUAAUUUUAAAUAAUGCUAAAUUGACAUACUUUUUUUUAUAUACACAAACAAUAUAAUUAAUGAAAUGAAACGAAUACAUUUCUAUGAAUACAUUUCUAUAAGAAGUUUAAAAAAAUUCAUUUCAAAUAAAAAUUAUAUUUAAAAAUAAUAAAUAAAUAUAAAAAUAAUGUGUGAAUGUGAUGACGCCCCUCUUUAUAAAAGAAGCCAUAAAUGUCCUUCGUUGUGAAAAAACCGACGCCUAUUUGCUUUGAUGCUUUAUUACAAAACAACAGUAACUCCUGAAAUUGCUGCGUUCCUGCAGCAGCUUGCAGUAUAUGCUCAAGCAAAAUAAAAUGGAAAUGAAUCUGCAAUUAAUCCAUUUUUGAUUCCGUCAUCCUCAAACAAUAUUGUUUCAACGUCAAGAUCAGUGAUGGUAAAAAAUGGCGCACUUGAAUUUAGUAAAUCGAAAGAGGUGGAAUUUUCACGAUUCAAAAAAAGGCCGGAAGAAAUGGUUCGUCGCUUAUUAAUUGAAUUGGUAGGGCGAGAAGAGCUCAAAUCAAUGACUGCUCUUGGCUUUGGAAGAAAAGGAAAAACUGGAAAAGCUGUACCUGAGCAGAUAAGGAAUGCUGUUUACAACUAUGUUAAAGAUAAAGCAAAGGGCUUUUUGUACGAAAAAUUUGUGGAUACAAUUAAUAACCAGUGCUGCACAUUACGCAACCCAAAAAAACAGAAAGAUGAUGAAAAAGAAAAGAAAAUUCGUAAAGGCAAUAAAAAUGAUCAGGGUAAUGAUAAACAGAAGAAUAAAACAGAUCUAAGUGAUGACGAAGAAUACGAAUUGAGAAAUCCAGAAAUUAAUGAUCAUAAAGACAAUGAUUCUCAAAGUCAAGAUGAGGAAGAUAUUAGUGAACCAGAUUCAGAUUCAAAGUCAACAGUUGCCAAAAAAAGAAAAGUUGAAGAUAUAUAAAAUUAAAAAAAAAUG
Messenger RNA from Leptopilina heterotoma, 1659 nucleotides. RefSeq lists its product as uncharacterized. The record is from RefSeq and is a predicted model, not a curated record. The transcript is spliced from 5 exons. The coding region runs from base 1111 to 1644 and encodes 177 amino acids. NCBI's taxonomy places the organism in Eukaryota, Metazoa, Arthropoda, Insecta, Hymenoptera, Figitidae. Gene Ontology annotation, molecular function: DNA binding.